This is a messenger RNA of Candoia aspera, 981 nucleotides long. Its product is annotated as olfactory receptor 11H6-like. NCBI's taxonomy places the organism in Eukaryota, Metazoa, Chordata, Lepidosauria, Squamata, Candoiidae. The record is from RefSeq and is a predicted model, not a curated record. Gene Ontology annotation, molecular function: olfactory receptor activity; G protein-coupled receptor activity. Bases 22 to 981 code for a protein of 319 amino acids. The transcript has a single exon. Gene Ontology annotation, biological process: G protein-coupled receptor signaling pathway. Gene Ontology annotation, cellular component: membrane.
GAUUCUUUUCUCUGAUUCCAGAUGGAGCUGGGCAACAGGACCACAGUCCAAGAAUUCAUAUUGCUGGGUUUAGAGGAUGGGCAGCAAAGGCGGUUCUACCUUCUUAUCUUUUUUACUAUUCUUUACAUAAUUACUUUGAUUGAAAACACCACUAUUAUCAGUCUGGUAUAUGUAGAUGACCAGUUGGCCCAGCUGCCCAUGUAUAUCCUCUUGGGAAACUUUUCCUGGCUGGAGAUGUGCUAUGUGACCACCACCAUACCCCGUAUGAUCUUUGAUCUGGCUUCUCCUCAAGGAACCAUCUCCUUCCAUGCCUGUUUCCUUCAGUUCUACAUUUUCUUCUCAUUUGGCAGCACUGAAUGCUUCUUCCUCUCUGUCAUGGCAUUAGAUCGCUACUUGGCCAUUUGCCACCCACUCCACUACCCAACAAUUAUGUCUCAGAAAAACUGUUCCAAGCUUGUGGCUGGCUGCUGGAUUGCUGGGUUCUUGGGAUAUGCUGUCCCAGUAACUUUGAUCUCCAGACUCUCCUUCUGUGGCUCCAAUAUCAUUGACAAUUUUGUGUGUGAUCAAGGCAUCCUAUCCCUGGCUUGUCCGCCUUUUAAAAAUGCUUCCUUUAUCAGCCAGAUUUCCAUGAAUAUUUUCACCAUAUUAGGCAACUUAAUUUUUGUAACUAUUUCCUAUGGCACUAUCAUUCACACACUGAUGAAAUCCUCUAACCAAUGUAGCAGGAAGAAGGCCUUCUCCACCAUAUCCUUCCAUCUCAUGGUGGUGACCCUUUUCUACGGUUCUGUGGCAGGAAUGUAUGUAGCUCCAAGUGGAGAAGGUCAAUCACAUAUCACUAAAAUAAUCACUGUCUUCUACACUGCCAUCACACCUUUUCUCAACCCCAUGAUCUACUGUCUGCGGAAUGAUCAGGUGAAGGAGGCCCUGGGCAGGGUGCUGAGAAGGAUGGAGCAAAGGCUGAGGAAAAAGAUGACAAUAUGA